Molecule: messenger RNA, 3883 nt
Organism: Camellia sinensis
Lineage: Eukaryota; Viridiplantae; Streptophyta; Magnoliopsida; Ericales; Theaceae
Biological process (GO): protein phosphorylation
Molecular function (GO): ATP binding; receptor serine/threonine kinase binding; protein kinase activity
Source: RefSeq, a predicted model, not a curated record
UUUCUUGGAUCCUGCGAGAGACAAUGGUUACUAUUGCCCAAAUUUAUGAGAAUGUUGGGCUACAGAUAAAGCAAACAAGGAAUGAUGAAAAAGUAGACCAAAAUGAAAAAGAAAAAGGAGAAGGAGAAGAGAAUUGCAACAAAAACCAAAAAGAAUUCUAUGAGAGAGAGGGAGACAAACCCAAAAUACUCCUUAAAAAAAAAAAAAAUCGGAGCAUCAGACUUGUGUAUAUACUAGAAUUACAAAUAGAAGAAUUACCAGAAACAAAGGAGGAGGAAGAAGAAAUAAUCACAAACAAGCUCACACUAUUGUCUCUCUCUCUCCCUCCCUCUAUCUCUCUCUUCUGUCUGUUGAAAUUUCACACACCUAACAGAACCCACUGGAGAAACAAAUCAUGAUGAAACACCCUCUGCACCCAACACUCCCAAAAAGCAUCUCUCUUCUCCAUCAUCAAAACCUCCCAUGACCCAUCCCUUAAAUUCACCAUUCUCUCAUCCCUACUCCCAACUCACCUCUCUCUCACACAUCCCAAUCCCAAUCCCAAUCCCAAAACCUCCCAAAAAACCAUGAACCACCACUACCACCACCACUACUGUUCUUUCUCUCUCUUUCUCAUCACAACAUUCUCUCUAAUCAUCUCCUCCACCACCACCACCAUUCCCCUCCCUCUAAUCUCUCUCCUCUCUCUCAAAUCCUCCCUCACCGACCCUCUCAACACCUUCCACGACUGGAACACCACCUCCACCGCCGCCACCUCCAGCCAACCCAUUUGGUGCUCUUGGUCCGGCGUCAAAUGCGACCGCCGCACCACCACCCAAAUCACCACCCUCGACCUCUCCCGCCGGAAUCUUUCCGGUACAAUUCCGGCCCAAAUCCGGUACCUAACCCACCUCCACCACCUCAAUUUAAGCUCCAAUGCCUUCGAGGGUCCCUUCCCAACCGCCAUUUUCGAGCUUCCAUACCUCAGAACUCUCGAUAUCAGCCACAACAACUUCAACUCCACAUUCCCAGUCGGCAUUUCCAAGCUUAAAUCACUCACUACCUUCAACGCUUACAGCAACAGCUUUACCGGUCCUGUACCGCCGGAACUCUUCCGCCUCCGCUACCUCGAGUACCUUAAUCUCGGCGGCAGCUACUUCGACGGCCACAUUCCGGCGGGUUUCGCGAACUUGACUCAGUUAAAGUUCUUAGAUCUCGCUGGAAAUCUUCUCACCGGUGCAAUUCCGGCGGAUCUCGGUUCCUUGACUCAGCUCGAGCGGUUAGAAAUCGGGUACAACGAGCUUUCUGGCGAAGUUCCGGCGGAGCUCUGGAAGUUAUCGAACUUGGAGUACUUGGAUGUCUCCACCAAUGGUCUCUCCGGCGAAAUCCCCCGUGAAAUCGGCAAAUUGACGAAGCUCCAGACAUUGUUGCUCUUCAAAAACCAAUUUUCCGGUACCAUUCCGGCGAGUCUCGGAACCCUGAAAGCUCUGAAAGCUCUUGAUUUGUCAGAUAAUCGUCUUUCAGGGCAUAUUCCAUUGGAAAUAUCGUCUCUGAAAGAGCUCAAUGUCCUGAACUUGAUGAACAAUCAACUUUCCGGCGAAAUACCGGACGGUAUCGGCGAGAUUCCGAACCUUCAAAUGUUGUCUUUGUGGAACAAUUCUCUCGCCGGAGCUUUACCAGAAAAAUUGGGAUCGACCCAGAUGUUGCAGAAGCUUGAUGUGUCUUCGAACUUUCUCACUGGUGCAGUACCUCCCAAUCUGUGUCAUGGAAACAUGUUAGUUAAACUCAUACUUUUCGAUAACAAUUUUGUGGGUCAGCUUCCUUCUUCGCUUGCGAAUUGUUCUUCAUUAUCGAGGUUUCGAAUACAAAACAAUGAAUUCAAUGGCUCGAUCCCAUACGGGUUUGGUUCUUUGCCCAAUUUGACGUUCAUGGAUUUGAGCAAGAACAACUUCACCGGCGAAAUUCCCGGGGAUUUCGGCAAUGCGGCCAAGUUAGAGUUCUUGAACAUUUCGGAGAACUCGUUCAGGGCGGAGUUGCCGGAGAAUAUAUGGAGUGCACCGAUUUUGCAGAUAUUUUCAGCUAGAUCAUCUAUGAUUACUGGUAAAAUUCCGGACUUCAUUGGUUGUGGAAGCUUAUAUAAGAUUGAGCUAGAUGGCAAUGCUCUAAAUGGUAGCAUUCCUUGGGACAUUGAUCACUGUGAGAAGCUGAUUCACUUGAACUUAGGUCGCAAUUCGCUUUCCGGCAUAAUUCCGUGGGAGAUAUCGACGCUUCCAUCGAUCACCGAUGUUGAUUUGUCGCAAAAUUUGUUGACCGGGACUAUACCUUCGAAUUUCAAUAACUGUAGCACAUUAGAGAAUUUCAAUGUCUCGUAUAAUCAGCUCACUGGACCGAUACCGUCUUCUAGCGCGGUAUUCCAAAACCUCCGUCAAUCGUCCUUCGAAGGCAAUGAAGGUCUUUGCGGCAAAAUUCUUCAAAAACCUUGCGGCACCGACGACAGCCUUGCGGCCGGAGCAGUGGAGGUCCGUCAGGAACCAAAGAAGACUGCCGGCGCAAUUGUGUGGAUCAUAGCGGCGGCGUUUGGGAUCGGCCUAUUUGUGCUCAUCGCUGGCACACGGUGCUUCCAAGCGAACUACAGUCGUCGAUUUGCCGAUGAUCGUGAGAUCGGGCCAUGGAAAUUAACUGCCUUCCAGCGAUUGAAUUUUACGGCAGAUGAUGUGUUGGAAUGCCUCUCGAUGAGCGAUAAGGUCCUCGGGAUGGGAUCCACAGGAACAGUGUACAAAGCCGAGAUGCCAAGCGGCGAGGUCAUAGCGGUGAAGAAGUUGUGGGGCAAGCAUAAAGAUACGAUUAGGAAAAGACGAGGUGUGUUGGCUGAGGUCGAUGUGCUGGGGAAUGUGAGGCACCGAAACAUAGUGAGAUUGUUAGGGUGUUGUAGCAACAAUGAGUGCACAAUGUUACUCUACGAGUACAUGCCAAACGGAAGCUUAGACGACUUGUUACAUGGAAAGAACAAGGGUGAUAAUUUAGUGGCGGAUUGGCUUACUCGAUACAAGAUAGCAUUGGGCGUGGCUCAAGGGAUUUGUUAUCUUCACCACGAUUGUGAUCCAGUGAUCGUGCAUCGUGAUCUCAAGCCUAGCAAUAUAUUGUUGGAUGGUGAGAUGGUAGCUAGGGUUGCCGAUUUUGGUGUAGCCAAGCUAAUUCAAAGCGAUGAAUUAAUGUCUGUCAUUGCUGGAUCCUACGGCUAUAUUGCGCCAGAAUAUGCUUACACACUACAAGUUGACGAAAAAAGUGACAUAUACAGCUACGGGGUGGUGUUGAUGGAGAUUCUAACCGGGAAGAGAUCGGUGGAUGCAGAAUUCGGAGAUGGCAAUAGCAUUGUGGAUUGGGUGAAAUCCAAAAUCAAGACUAAAGAUGGCCUUGUUGACGUGCUUGACAAAAAUGCCGGGGCAUCAUGUGCCUCGGUGAGGGAGGAAAUGAUCCUAUUGCUAAGGGUUGCAUUGCUCUGCACUAGUCGAAACCCUGCAGAUCGACCUCCGAUGAGGGACGUUGUGUCAAUGUUGCAAGAGGCUAAACCGAAGAGGAAGUUGCCCGGAAGUGGCGGCCGUGGGGAUGUUGGAGGUGGAGGGGGUGGUGGUGUAACCCCUUUGACCCAAAAACCAACUGUGGAAUGUUAAUAUAAUUGGUUUUUUGGGUUUUUUUUUUUUCUUUUUUUUUCUGUUUUUUUUUUUCUCAAAUUGUGGGGAUUGGGUAUAGGAGAUGUGAUUUUUUGUUUUUAUGUUUUUGUGAAUUUGCAAUGGAAUUUCGAGAGUUAUGAUUAUGCUUCUAGUGAUGUGUGAUAUUGGGUUGUUCUCAUUAACAAUGACUACCCUUAUUUGUUUCCAUAAGCAUAAACAUUACUUUUGCUGUA